AGUGAUUAGUAUCUUUCAGCUGUCAUGGCUGAAAAAGGAAAUGUUUUGGGGCUUCCACUGCUGUUCUUAUUGAUAGCUGUGGCACUCUUGCAUUUAUUUAUUUGCCCGUUUACGAAAGUUGAAGAGAGCUUUAAUUUACAAGCGGCGCAUGAUAUUCUAUAUCACAGACUGAACUUUGACAAGUAUGACCAUCAUGAGUUCCCUGGAGUGGUACCACGAACUUUCCUUGGCCCCGUUUUUCUCUCACUGAUCUCCUCACCUGCUGUGUUCCUGUCCUCCUUGCUGGAUGCACCAAAAUUCUUCACUCAGCUCACAAUCCGAGCUUCACUGGGGGUGUGUGUUGUCGGUGCACUAUGGCACAUGCAGAGCGAGGUCAGGAGGCAGUUUGGCUCCACAGUUGCAGGACUCUUCUGUCUGAUGUGUGCUUCUCAGUUUCACCUCAUGUUCUACAGCACCAGAACUCUACCUAAUGUAUUUGCACUACCAAUCGUUCUGGUAGCUUUCACAUCUUGGAUGGCUCAAAAACACGGCCACUUUGUAAGCAUGUCUGCUUUAGCCAUCAUCGUGUUUCGGUCCGAGCUCAGCAUCUUCAUGGGGCUUAUGUUACUGAUAUCACUGUUGAGCAGGAGGCUGGGACUGCUGCAGCUGCUUUAUUAUGCUAUCCCUGCUGGGAUCUUGUCACUGGCUCUGACAGUGGCCGUUGACUCUUUAUUUUGGAGGAAGCUUUUGUGGCCUGAAGGUCAGGUUCUGUGGUACAACACUAUUCUCAACAAAAGUUCCAACUGGGGAACCUCUCCCUUUCUUUGGUACUUUUACUCCGCUCUGCCUCGGGCUUUGGGCUGCACGCUGCUCUUCAUCCCGCUCGGAUUAAUUGACAGGCGAAUGAGGAUGCUGCUUCUUCCCACUGUGGGCUUCAUCCUCAUCUACUCACUGCUGCCCCACAAGGAGAUGCGCUUCAUCAUUUACACUUUCCCUGUGCUCAGCUUGGUGGCUGCUAGAGGCUGUUCUUUUAUUUUGUGUAACUACCAGAAAUCCUGGAUGUAUAAACUGGGCUCUGCAGUAGUGGUGGGCCAGCUGUUGACUAAUGCGGCGUACACAAGUAUUUGUCUCUAUGUUUCCCAUCACAACUACCCAGGGGGAAGAGGAAUGCUGCAACUUCACAGGCUGGUACCAGUCACAGCAGAUGUCUUUGUUCAUAUUGACACCUAUGCAGCUGAAACAGGAGUCUCUCGUUUCUUGGAGCAGAACACAAACUGGAGGUAUGACAAACGAGAGGACCUAAGUCUCACAGAUCCUGAGUUCAAAAUGUACUCUCACUUACUGAUGGAGGCUAACGUCACAAAGAUGCAACUACUCCAGGACACUCAUCAGCCUCUGGCCUUCGUUGAAGGUUACAGCAACAUUGCCUUCAACUUGUUUCACUUCCCUCCCAUCAGUGUGCGGUUGGAGAGAAAAACUGUGCUGAUGGAGAGAAAAACUGCAUCUGGACAAAUGAAAGAGUGACCCAAUGGAGAAAAAUUUGGGAGUGAUGAUGCAAAUGUUUUGGGGUGACCAAAUAGCACAAGACCAAAGGUGAACAUGGAUGUCAAUGGGAGGGAUUGGAGUGCCGAGGUUUGCUUUUUUUCUGGUAACAAAUUUAAGGACAUUCAAAUCAACCGUUACAUUCCACCACAGAUUAAAUGUUGUAGUAUUUAAAAAGUUAAUAAAUAUUUUACACUCUUCA
Messenger RNA from Notolabrus celidotus (New Zealand spotty), 1723 nucleotides. RefSeq names its product ALG12 alpha-1,6-mannosyltransferase (gene alg12). The record is from RefSeq and is a predicted model, not a curated record. The coding region runs from base 25 to 1503 and encodes 492 amino acids. The transcript has 9 exons. Gene Ontology annotation, cellular component: endoplasmic reticulum membrane. NCBI's taxonomy places the organism in Eukaryota, Metazoa, Chordata, Actinopteri, Labriformes, Labridae. Gene Ontology annotation, biological process: protein N-linked glycosylation. Gene Ontology annotation, molecular function: alpha-1,6-mannosyltransferase activity.